UUUACCAAACUGCCCCUCAAUGCGUUUUAGCUCGUCAUCGUCCCCGCUCGUUCCAGAACAUUUCCGUGAUCUUCGUAGAAUCAUAGUCGUUCGAUGAUGAGGUGAACAAGUAUGGAGGAGAAUAGGGAAGCGAAUUAUACUGCGGCUUCUGAGGUUGGUUGGUAUAUACUUGGGGAGAAUCAAGAACAUGUUGGUCCAUACGCAUUCUCUGAGUUGCAAGAGCAUUUUGUAAAUGGGUACCUCAAUGAGAACACGUUGCUCUGGUCGGAAGGGAGAAGUAGCUGGAUGCCAUUAUCCUCAAUUCCUGAGCUAUAUAUAGGGAUUUCAGCUCAAACAGCUAAUCGUCCUACCGAAGAUGCGGAAGAAAACAACGAUGAUUUUGUGAAAUGGCAGAAAGAGGUGUUAGAGGCUGAGGCCGAGGCUGAGGCCCUGAAAGGUGGAAAUAUUGAGGGUGAGGGAGGAGGGACAGAAGCGGGUCUCAAUGAUAGACCGGCGACCCCACCAGAUGGUGAGGAAGAAUUUACUGAUGAUGACGGAACUGUUUAUAAAUGGGAUCGUGGCGUCAGGGCGUGGGUUCCUCAAGAUAAUCCUUCAAGUAAGGGAGGUGAAUAUGGACUUGAAGAGAUGACUUUUGCACAUGAGGAGGAGGUAUUUCCAACUUCAGAGGUUCCUGAUCCCUCUGUGCCAGAGGAGAGCAAUGUUUUGAAUGAAAAAGCUGAAACAAAAUUGGAGAAGAAGCGGAAAUCAUCUGAGAAGCCAACUGAAAAGAAGGAAGCUAAUAACCCGCCAGAUAGCUGGUUUGAUUUGAAGGUCAAUACUCAUGUUUAUGUGACUGGGUUGCCUGAUGAUGUUACUGUCGAAGAAGUAGUGGAAGUAUUCUCUAAGUGUGGAAUUAUAAAGGAGGACCCUGAAACAAGGAAGCCUCGAGUGAAGGUAUACAUAGACAAAGAAACAGGUAGAAAGAAGGGUGAUGCACUUGUCACCUAUCUGAAGGAACCUUCCGUUGCUUUAGCAAUUCAAAUAUUGGAUGGCACUCCACUUCGUCCUGGUGGAAAGAUUCCCAUGUCUGUAAGCCAAGCUAAAUUUGAACAAAAAGGUGAGAAAUUUAUAGCGAGGAAGGCUGAUAAGCAUAAGAAAAAGAAAAUAAAGAGAGUUGAAGAUAAAAUUCUUGGAUGGGGUGGGCAUGAUGAUGCGAAGGUGUCUAUUCCGACCACCAUUGUUUUAAGGAACAUGUUCGUUCCUGCUGAAUUGAGGAGUGAUGAAAGUCUUCUUCCAGAGCUAGAUGCAGAUGUUAGAGAGGAAUGCAUGAAGCUGGGUCCGGUUGAAAAUGUAAAGGUUAGUACAAUUCAUUUAAAUGUUUUUUAAUUAGGUUUGUGGCACGCUGGUUUA
This is a messenger RNA of Ananas comosus (pineapple), 1389 nucleotides long. RefSeq names its product HIV Tat-specific factor 1 homolog. Gene Ontology annotation, biological process: mRNA splicing, via spliceosome. Bases 112 to 1365 code for a protein of 417 amino acids. NCBI's taxonomy places the organism in Eukaryota, Viridiplantae, Streptophyta, Magnoliopsida, Poales, Bromeliaceae. Gene Ontology annotation, molecular function: RNA binding. The record is from RefSeq and is a predicted model, not a curated record. The transcript is spliced from 12 exons. Gene Ontology annotation, cellular component: U2 snRNP; U2-type spliceosomal complex.